Linnemannia hyalina is the source of this 2706-nucleotide messenger RNA. NCBI's taxonomy places the organism in Eukaryota, Fungi, Mortierellomycota, Mortierellomycetes, Mortierellales, Mortierellaceae. The record is from the annotation of a GenBank genome assembly.
AUGUCACAAAACCAGAACAACUCUGACGAUGCCCAUGACAGGCGCCUUGAGGACCCCACCGAGGAAUCGCCCUUGCUCCAGUCCUCCCCAAAGCCCGACUCCCGUCCCGCCACCGCUUUAAUUAACCAGGGCUCCUGGCGUCGCAUGGCCGGUGUCUUCCUCCUUAUGACCGUCUCCUACCUCGUCAUUGGUGCCAUCGUCAGCUACAAGAGACUCUCCCUCCCCGCGCCCAUGUCUGUCGCCGAUGCUGUCAGGCCUAAUGAUUUCUCGGCCGAGUGGGCUUGGCAACAUCUGGAGCAGAUUGCCCAAAAACCCCAUCCCAUCAAUUCGCGUGAGAACGUCCGCAUUCGCGAGUAUCUCGUCCAGACCGUCAAGGGGCUUCAGAAGGAGGCCCAGCUGUUGAACCAGACUAUUGAAUUAGGUGUUGACGACGUUCAUCUGACGCAGACCAGGAACUACCUUGGCAACGUCUCCCGUCUGGAGUAUUACGAAUCGUCGAAUGUUCUUGUUCGGGUUGUUGGUACCGAAGGCCGAGCUGAGGGCAGCCUAACGGGUUAUGCUGAGGCGGUUGUUGUGGAUGCUCACUAUGACUCGGUCUUGAUUGGUCAUGGUGCUACCGACGACGGCAUCGGUGUAUCCGUCUGCUUGGAGAUGAUUCGUAACCUCAUCAACCACCCCGUCAAGCACAACGUUAUCUUCAACAUCAACAACGGUGAGGAGGUCGGCCUUUAUGGAGCCGCCGCCUUCAUGAAGCACCCUUGGUCCAAGGAUGUCAAGGCCUUCGUCAACCUCGAGGGAGCUGGUGCCGGUGGACGCGCUCUGCUUUUCCGUGCUAGCAACCAGGCCCUCGCUCAUGCCUACAGCAAGGACGGCAACUCGCCUCAUGCUAACGUCUUCGGUAACGACAUCUUUAAGCUCGGUCUCAUCAAGAGUGGUACCGACUUUUCCGUCUACACUGGCAGCAACAUCCCUGGAGUUGACAUUGCAUUCUACAGUCGCAGAGCCUUCUACCACACUCUCCACGAUGACAUUGAGCACACCUCUAAGGGAUCUGUUCAGCACAUGGGGAUCACUGGAUUGAACACGGUCCGCAACAUUGCCGACUCGGACUACUUGAUCAAACCCAAGAAGAUUGUUAGCUCCGAGGCUUCGAUCUACUACGACAUUGCAGGGUUCUUCAUGCUGACCUACUCGUUCAACACUUACCUGACCCUAAACUACAACUUGCUCAUCAUCGCACCCAUCUUUGUUGCUUGGGCCGUCAUCUCGUCCGCCAAGCAUGGCCUAACCUUGGGCAUCGUUCUGAGAAGCUACCUGUCCUUGAUCAUCAGCUUUGUGGUGGCCAUUAUCUCCUCGGUAAUCUUUGCCAAGAUUUUGGACAGAAUCAACCCUAUGCUCGUCUAUGGUGAGCACUGGUUGGCAUUCAUGUUCUUUUUCUUCCAGUGCUGCAACACUAUCAUUUGCGUCCAGUGGGCCUGGGUCCGUCUUGAGCUCUGGCUCAGAGGUGACAGCUUUGGUCCUCUCGAGGUUGCCCUUGAGCGUAUCCGCGUCGAUUCGGAGCAGGUUUCCAACGUUGGCAUGGUCCUCUUCUGGUGGACCUUGUUGAUCGGUGCUACUGUUAUCGGUCGCUCUCAGGAAAUUGGUCUCUUUUACUUCAUCAGCUGGUUCACCGUUACUUCGAUGAUCUCUGCCUACUUUGCGGUGUACCCCAGACGCAGAGGCACCCCCUGGACUCUCGCUCGUCUCUGGAUUAACUUUGUGCCUUUGAUGAUGGUUCUCGAUGUCGCCAUUACCAACAUGAUCGCCAUGGGCCAGACCCUUGUUGACGGAACUCCCUCCUUUGCCAUUAUGGCGCUGUUCUCGCUCUGCGCAUUGAACUGCGUGAUGCCUUUGAUCCCGACGAUCCACCGCUCAGCCAAUUUCCGCAAGAUGGGUCAAGUCAGCUUGUUCUUUUCCGUGGUCCUGUUGAUCUCCUGCUGCAUCGUCUUCCCUUACUCGGCCCAGGAGGCUCCCAACAAGCUGGUCUGGCGCCAGAUCCACGAUCUCGACAAGGAUACCUCCUAUGUGACCGUCAAGACUGUCAACAACCUGGGGACCAUCUUGGACAUGGUCCCUGCUGCCGCCAAGAAGAGAAAGUGCAGCCCUGACCCCGUGAGCAACGGCGCCUUGACUCAGUGCGUUUACUUUGGUGCCACCCCCAAGCUGGUUGUCGAAUCCAAGAAGGCUGGUUUUGAAAUUAUUAAGUCUACAGUCUCAGCCCCCGAGCACCACAAGGAGGUUAUUGGCGAGGCUCAGAUCGAGGCUAACCAUUUGCUCCGUAAGGUUCACGUGAAGUGGACUGCUCUCGACUCGAGACUGUGUGCUAUCCAGUUCCCAUCCAACUCGAGCCUUGUGUCCUUGAAGCUCGCUGGAUUUGAUGACCCCGAUGAGGGUUAUCGUACCCCUCAGGUCGAUGCGGCGAUCCGUUUGGGCAUGACUGCCUUCAAGCGCGACUAUGACCAGGAGUAUGAUUUGGAGGUUGCAUAUGAGGUCGAGAACGAGGAUGCACCUGCUCUGGAAGGUAUCCUUGCCUGCCUGUACGACGAGUGGGAUAACGACCAGAUCCCUGCUUUUACUGACAUGAAGAACCACCUUCCCCAGUGGGCUUUGCUUGGUGGUGGAAAGGGACCUGGUCUCCUCACCAUCCAGAAACACAUCCAUGUCUAA